AUGGAUUGGGGAUCUCUGCAUGCCAUCUUAGGAGGUGUGAACAAACACUCCACCAGCAUUGGAAAGAUAUGGCUCACAGUCCUGUUCAUCUUCCGUAUCAUGAUCCUGGUUGUAGCAGCAGAGAGAGUCUGGGGAGAUGAACAACAAGAUUUUGUCUGCAACACACUUCAACCUGGGUGCAAAAAUGUUUGCUACGACCACUUCUUCCCCAUCUCUCACAUCAGACUCUGGGCCCUGCAGCUGAUCUUUGUCUCCACGCCUGCGCUGCUGGUGGCCAUGCACGUGGCUUACACCAGGCACGAGAAGAAGAGGCGUUUCAGAAAUGGUGAGAAAAUUAACAUCGAAGAGCUGAAAAAYGAGAAAAUCCACAUCCAGGGGCCAUUAUGGUGGACGUACACCAGCAGCAUCUUCUUCAGGAUCAUCUUUGAAGCCAUCUUCAUGUACACCUUCUAUUACAUGUACGAUGGGUACCAAAUGCCUCGCCUGGUGAAGUGCAAUGCGUGGCCCUGCCCCAACACAGUGGACUGUUUUGUUUCUCGGCCCACUGAGAAAACCAUGUUCACCAUUUUCAUGCUUGCUGUGUCUGGGAUCUGCAUACUGCUGAAUUUGGCUGAAUUGUGCUACCUAGUGAUAAAAGUUUGCAUGAGAGAACGCAGGAAAUCCACAGCUUUAAAAUAA
Nothoprocta perdicaria is the source of this 678-nucleotide messenger RNA. RefSeq names its product gap junction protein beta 2 (gene GJB2). The record is from RefSeq and is a predicted model, not a curated record. NCBI's taxonomy places the organism in Eukaryota, Metazoa, Chordata, Aves, Tinamiformes, Tinamidae. Gene Ontology annotation, biological process: cell communication. Gene Ontology annotation, cellular component: connexin complex. Bases 1 to 678 code for a protein of 225 amino acids. The transcript has a single exon.